Diatraea saccharalis (sugarcane borer) is the source of this 3847-nucleotide messenger RNA. The record is from the annotation of a GenBank genome assembly. Lineage: Eukaryota; Metazoa; Arthropoda; Insecta; Lepidoptera; Crambidae.
AAAAAUCAUAGAGUACAACAAAAAGCAUGAAAAAGCUUACAAAAAUGUUCCAAAUAAUACAGUGAAAAUUUGUUAAAACUUCCCUAACCCUAACAACAACAUAUUUGCGUUUAGCACUCAUCGUCAAGCUUUUAAAAAUAAAUAUGAAUGCGACGUAAUAAACUAUUUUUUUUGAUCGGUGUGUAUAAAAAUGGAUGCUUCAGCAUCACCCACCAUUGAUGCAAAUUUGAAUGGGGUUUACGGGAUUAUCUUGCAUAUUGAAAAUUCUCCAUUUCCCAUUGCCACAAAGAACAAGAAUACGGUGAUAAAGUACACCAAACUCCCAAAUUUUGACAUAGAUUCUGCAGCGAGGGAGAGGAAAAAAUGUAAUAAAGCAUCAGAAGCCAAACAUAAAAAUGAUGAACAGAUAAUACAGCUAAAUACAUAUAGAUCCCCAAAUUCUUAUAAUUCAAGAGACAGGAAAAGGUUGUAUAAUAUUAAAACGCCAAAUAAAGAUUCUGAAUUUAAAGCGAAAAAUGAUGAUGAGGUGUCCCAAAAAUCUGUGUCUAGAUUAUCAAGUUAUUCAAAAUAUUCUAAGGAAAGUAAAUCAAGUGCCAAAAAUAUUAUUACUAACAGGAAAGAUUUGAAUGUUUCAAAAGUAAACUUUAAAAGUAAUUAUACUAAUUUGAAUAAACCGUCUGUAGACGUUUCUAAAACACGUCCAGUGAAAGAUUCAUUUAGGUCAAAAAGUGGGAAAAUGCCUUCAAAAAUUAGUCUAAGUAAAAAUCAAGAAACUUCAAGAGAAAGUGAUUUAGUAAACAAAAAUAAAUUUAUAGAAAAUGUGAAAACCAAUAAUAAUUAUAAAACAUCAGUAGAGAAAGCCCCACCAGCAAAAUUAAGAACUAAAUCACCUACACGUACUGCAACAUUUUUAAAAGAGAUUGGGAAACACAAACCUGUUACAGUAAUACAUGUUCCACUUGAUGCUCAGUAUCUUAAAGAUUCUAUUCAUGAAAGUGAGUCCCAAAAUUCUAUAAAUAUUCCUAUGAUUGAGGAGUCGUUGGGCAAAAUAGAUUGUAGUACAGAAAUAGAAAAAGAUUAUUUUUCAAAUGAUGUAACUAUAGCCACUUGUUUGCUGGUAAAUACCGAAGACAAAGAGACCCAAAUGGCAAAAGAAUCUCAAAUCGAGAAAGAAAAAGAUGUAUUAUAUAAGUGUGUUGAAACACGUAAUCUUCAGACUGACUUUAUUGAAGAAAUUUUUGAUAGUCUUGCUGUACCAAAUGUUACAUUAACGAAAGAUAAGAGUGGCGCCAAAGAAGAGUUUGUUGAUUUUCAUAGUAAAUCAUUACCAAAUCUUCAUGUUCCAUCACUGAAGAUCACAUCAAAUAAGGAUGAAGGCAUCAAGGAUCCCAACUUUUGUAAAGGUUCCUAUUUUAUUGGUCAUGCAACUGUGACAUGCACAACCAGGCAAAAGAUAAACUUUCAUGUUGUCGGUAAUAAUAGUGAAACAAUUUCUAAUCAGUCUCCUAGUCCAUUAGCGUAUCCUAUAAAUGUGGUAUCAAUAUUUGAAAAGGAAAUGAAACGACAGAAACAACACGAUAGUUCAUUUGACCAGCGUAAUGCAAACAUAGAGUACACUAAAUGCUUAAACGAGCUACAAACUCUUAAUUGUUCCUAUGUACUUAAUAGUAAUAAAUUGGUGAAACCGUCAGACAUCAUCAGUACAAUAAAAAUUAACAACGGUCUAUUACAAAACGAAUACAUUUGUGAACAGUUUCAAAGGGAACUUAAUUUUAUUGAUUCAUUUUUUGAAUCAUUGCAAUACCUAGAGAGUUGUUCUUUAACAGACACCUGUUUCUCUGAUAAAAAAGUUGAGAGUUUGAUAAACAAUCCUGAAUUUGGUGUGAAUCAUUUGGAAUAUGGCUCUUUCGUUUCAAAACUUGAAAACGGCGCAAAUGUUGAUGAUUGUGAAACAAUGGCAUCCAAGAGUCUUUGUCUGCUCAACCUGCUCAUUCGUGAUGAACAAAGGCGAGCGAAAAAUUUAUUAUUCGUAUUAAAAAUGAGAGAAGAUGCUCUCAAAGAUUUUACCAAAUCUCAAAUAUUGUGGUUAGAAAACAAGAAGAAACAGGAAAAUACAGAUAUUUCAACUUUGAAAAAGAAACAACGUGGUGCACUUCUCAAAUUGCAACAUGAAUGUGGGGAAAUGCAACGUAUGCGGAAAGCACUGCUGACUCAGUCCGAAAAACGUAAAAUGGCUCUUUUGAAAACAAAGAAAAAUAUUGAGCUCAAAUUGAAAACUAAUGUGGAUGUUGAUCAAAUCAUAUUGGGAAAGAAAAAGCUAAAAAGAAACGUAGCCGACCGCAAUACAACACCAUUAAAAUGUUUUGAUCUAUCCAGCAGCGGCUGUGAAGACAGUUCAGCAUCAAGACAGAAGUCUGAUAUACAACUGACUGAAACACUUGCCACUAUCAACAUAACCAGUGCCGAGAAAUGUAUCCAAACUUGUGAAGGUAAAUUGGUUGCCACUCAAUCCACUGACACUGCAGCCGAAAAUUUUGUAAUGGUCGACGGAGGUUAUUUAAACAUAUUAUUCCAUAAUUUAUCAGUACCUGAAAUAUUUAGUAGCAACAAACAGUAUGAAGUCAACGAAGAAGCUCUCAGGAAUAUUGUUAAUUCGACUAACACUAACCAUAGUGUGAAUGAAACAGAUGUAGAAAGAUUUAUAAAUCAAAUUAAAAAUGCAGAUUUGGAGUGUAGCAGUCCAUCUACCGCUCGAAGCCUUGUUGAAGAAUUAGACCAAUAUUAUAAAGGACUUGUUGAUGAAAAGUUAAUGCAAUCUCCUAUUAAUGACGCUUGUUUGACUACAGUGGGAAUGGAAACAUCGUUCGAUUGUAAGCUAGAGCAAACUGAAAUCACUAGUCACAGUUUGCCUACAGUGAUAAGUGAUAAUAGAGUGACAACAUCGAAUGAUCGGUUGUGUCGGCUUAUGGAAGAACCUGUGUGUAUUCAUGAUUUGACUAGCGAAACUGACUUGUGUUUCGAAAAGGAAAUGGUGAUGGUAGCCCCAACAGGGCCACUACCCGUGCCGGCGGGCGCAGCGGCUGGUAAUGACAACCAGGGUGUGGACUUAUCGUUAUGGGGAACCGCAGAUACAUCAUCUUCUUCUCUCUCAGAUGCGUCUAGUGUUAGUAGUCAGCCUAUCUGUGCAAGCAGAACUUCUGUGUCUGUAACAUCCCAAUCUGAAGCCGAAGAGUUGCGCAGGCAACAGUUGGCCAUCGAAAGAGAGAUUAAGGUAUUGGAACAACAACAAAAUCAAUUGCUCGUCGUCAGAGAGAUACCUGAUAAACCACCGCCGCCAUACACGCCGCCAGCUGAUUCUCGGGGGGCCCAUACGCCCCGCAAAUAUGUAGCGGACGAGACGACAGAAGAAAAAAUACAGAAAUACAUGAAAGAUCCGAACACUGAAUUGUGUGACCCCACCGACGCAUUCGACACCCUCGUCAAAGACUUCUGCAUAGAGACAUUAGAAAAACAAACGCUGGAACGCAGUGAUAAACCUUGGGACGCCUGUAAUCUAUUACCGCAAAAACCACCUGAAGAUACUGAGAAACUUAUAAGGAAGACUUCGUCUAACCUGCUUGAUAUAUUAACGGGUGUCGGACCUGUUAUUGUUUCAGGUGUGAGUUCCAGGCGCUCUGAUCACAUUGAUGAUGUUUUGUUUGCGGAAUGGCGACGCUGCGAGCCCGAGUGGACGUCGCUCCAAUCAGACGAGGCGUUCGUCAAAAACCAAAUUUUCGAAGGCAUCUUCCAAAAAAUACUCACCGAGACCAUAGACGAAUACAAACGGACAGUACUUUGUGACGAAUAG